CACGUCCAGCCUCGGGGGGCGGCGGCCGCAGCGGUGAGCCCGGGGGGGCCUCGGCCGAGGGCCCCGGCAGCGGGGCGGGCCCCGCCCCGAGGCGGGACGAUGCCGGUAAAGAAAAAGAGAAAAUCCUCGGGGGCGGCGGCGGCGGCGGCGGACGAGACCGGCCUCAAGAAAUGCAAACUCGGCAGCUAUUGCAGAUCACAAGCCUCUGGUAAAGUAAUAAGUGGAGAGGAACAUUUUUCAAGCAAGAAGUGCCUAGCUUGGUUUUAUGAAUAUGCAGGUCCUGAUGAAGUUGUGGGGCCGGAAGGAAUGGAAAAGUUCUGUGAAGACAUUGGUGUUGAGCCUGAAAAUAUUAUUAUGUUAGUUCUAGCCUGGAAGCUAGAGGCUGAAAGCAUGGGAUUUUUUACCAAGGAAGAAUGGUUAAAGGGGAUGACCUCAUUACAGUGUGACUGUACAGAAAAAUUACAGAGUAAAUUUGACUUCUUGCGGUCACAAUUGAAUGACAUUUCAUCCUUUAAGAAUAUCUACAGAUAUGCCUUUGAUUUUGCAAGGGAUAAAGACCAGCGAAGCCUUGAUAUUGAUACUGCAAAAUCCAUGUUAGCUCUCCUACUUGGAAGAACUUGGCCACUGUUUUCAGUAUUUUACCAGUAUCUGGAGCAAUCGAAGUAUAGAGUUAUGAACAAGGAUCAGUGGUACAAUGUUUUAGAAUUCAGCAGAACUGUCCAUGCAGAUCUUAGCAACUAUGAUGAAGAUGGUGCAUGGCCCGUACUUCUGGAUGAAUUUGUUGAAUGGCAAAAAGUUCGUCAAGCGUCAUAGCAAGAACAAUUCGGAAGAAAAUGCAAACGUUUUUUUGAUGCCCACCUCUAAACAAACUAAUGAGGAUUGCAUUUUCAUUCUUAUGAAAGACUUUACAGUAAUUUUUUUCCUUUUCUAAGGAAGUUUUCUUGUUACAUGUGAUAUGGGCAUUGAACCACACCUCUUCUGAGACUGAAAGUUGGAGUUUUUGUUUUGAGUCUUAUGUUUAUAGCAUUUAUUUCAGAACAAUAAAGAUUCAGACUUGUGACAAAGGCCUAAAAGUGAAGAAUGUCCCUUGAAUGUGAGUGUGGUGUCUAUUUUUAAAACCAAAUCUUUAAGAUUAUCUUUCUCAGAAGUGCCCUUUGCUAGGAAUUUUUGAGACCUUAAAAAUGCUUAACUGGCACUGUUGCUUGCUGAUGGUAUGACUGUCUUUUGCGACAAAUGUUGGAAAGAAUGACUGAUUUUUGAAAUUUGCAUAUUAAGUAUUGGUCAUGAGUUAUGCCACAGUUUUCAGCUCCUUGUGGAGAUAAAGGCCUUAAAUUCAUUUUUCUGUUCAAUACCCACCCAGUGGCAUGGCAUUUGAUGGCAGACACUUUUAAAGCGGAAAGAUAUAGAGCAUAUGGCUGCAUAUGCAGUAUGACUGGAAACUGAUUGCCUGUACUUCAGAUGAUUAGCAUAAAUAUUCUUUGGUACAGUAAGGCAGCUUCAAAUUCUUACUACAACUUAGACUUUGAAUUGCUUUGUGUAAAAAGUGCAAUUUAUAUUUUAAAAGGGAAAGCUGGAAAGACUUGGUUUCAAGGCUAGCUUUGCUUCUUAUGUGUUUUAGACUGGAAGUAUUCACAGCAUGAUUUUUUUAAUCACCGUGGAAGUAUUGCAUAAUGUAAGGCCAAAAGAGACAAAUCAUACCCAUUUGACCUGUGUAUAACAGGCGAUACAUUUUAACCCAGUUACUCAUGUAUUGAGUCCAAUAACUGCUGUGGUUGCCCUUUUAGGCAUGCAGUAUUGGUGGCAACCUUUAAAUGCAGUACAAGUUUGUUCUCUACCUUCCUGUCCAAGAGGCUUUGGACAAUGUGACUUUUGAGGAGGAAAGAGAUUUUAAUGAGUAAAUGUGGGAAAUCAGAAAUAAAAUGAGAUGAACAAGCAUUUGUAACUUGUACUUUAUUAUAUGAUUAUAUUAAUUAGACUGUGAUAAUGCCAUGAGACUCCAGUCACUUAUUAAGGCCUUGGUGUGCCAAAUAUUUCAAAAGCUUGAAGAAAAAAACAGACAAUAUAAGCUAGGCAUGACUUGAAGAUCUUUUGCCUCAGGGAAAUGACUUCUGUUUUGCACAUCUGUUUUUCAGACUAACAAACAUGAGUUUUUCCGUCUUUAAGGAAAACUUUAUUCCCAAGAUAAAUAAUUAUUUCACAGUGAGGAAAAAGGAGGGGUGAGGAGAGAGAGGAGGGAAGAAAUAAUAGUAAGAAGUGGGACAAAGUAGUAGCAUCCAUCCACAUUCUUGUUAUACUGGAGAGAAGUGCUCUUGCUACUCUCCAGAGUAGCUUGCUCUUCAGGGUGCAGGAGGUAAUGCCAGUCAGCAGUGAUCCAUGGGCAGUUUUACAAGUCACUGGAUAGUGCAGUUGAACAUUGGAAGUUUGGUUCUGCCUCAGUGGUUAAAAAAAGUAUUGAAACAGAAAUCAGCUGAGAAACUUUGAGAUAGCUGUGCUUGUACUAUGGUUAGUGUCUAUGUGCAUGUAAACAUGCACUAAAUAUUUUUCCAGCCUUUCUUUAGAAAGUACUUCAUUUAGACCUCAUGUCAACUGCAACAGUUCUCUUAAAUAUGUUACAAGUUAUCCAUUUGAAUUGCUGAUAAUUGAUUUCACCCUUAACAAGAGUGCCUUUCAUUUGGAAAUUGCUGUAUAAACAGAAAAUCAGUGCCAGAGUAAGAGUAACCUCAAGAGUACCAAGAACCACUAGUAGAGCAAGAUUCUGAAAUGCACAGGAUAAAAAUGCACCAAAUAGCUUAGGUCAAAGAAAAUACUACUGUAUACUAAAUCAUUGCAAGGGCACUGAUUCUGAAAUGACUUCCUAAAAUUCACUGCAAUGGCUAUCCCUGCUUAGUAAUGUUUAGUCCCUGUUAUACUGGGAAAUUCUCUUUCCAGAAAUUUUGAAGUACAGGUUAGAAGCUGAACAUUUUAUAGUGUGAUUAAAAAAAAAAAUCAUCUUUUUUUAGAUAAUUGCGAACUGUUGUGAAUUCAAUUUAAACUGGUUGGUCCUAGAAGAUGGUAUUAGUGUCUAACAGUAGGAGUGAUGCAUCUACCAAUUUGAGGUGGUCAAGUACUUACCGUUAAGGUAUAGGACACUAUGUGAUGUAUCAUUUGUAUCUCUGUUAAGGUUUUAUCAGUAUUGCUAUAAUAAAUCCAUGUUUCAGGGA
Rhea pennata is the source of this 3200-nucleotide messenger RNA. RefSeq names its product defective in cullin neddylation 1 domain containing 5 (gene DCUN1D5). The transcript has 8 exons. Gene Ontology annotation, biological process: protein neddylation. Gene Ontology annotation, molecular function: ubiquitin conjugating enzyme binding; ubiquitin-like protein binding; cullin family protein binding. The record is from RefSeq and is a predicted model, not a curated record. NCBI's taxonomy places the organism in Eukaryota, Metazoa, Chordata, Aves, Rheiformes, Rheidae. Bases 100 to 813 code for a protein of 237 amino acids. Gene Ontology annotation, cellular component: ubiquitin ligase complex.